CAGUAGCAACAGAUGGCAAUGAGAACUGCGGAAGCGAAAGGGUUCAUUCGCGAUCACGACUGCUCCUCCCACCUAUGUCUUGGGAGAAAAUGCAAAACAGGACGAUCCAUGACGUUGCAGGUGGAAUGAGCAGAACGGGUCAGCGCGCCUUCGAUUUUUAUAAUUAGUUAGCCGUCUCCAGCUCGUCCUGGCAUUGUUGACAUACGCACCCGCACGCGCCUGAACCACAAAGCACCGUCUCGUCUUGAAGAGUUGCAGUGCCCUGCAUGUUUACAUUCGCUUUUGAGGGAAUCUCUGACUGGUGACACCCUGAGCAUGGCCUGAUUCCGGCAUGCCGCUGUGGUCCGAUUGUCUAGAAGAUGAUGGUGGACUCGUGCCCAUUGCUGCUGCUGGUCCACAGCAAUGCUUAAGCCAAGACAAUGAACAUCGAUGCUGCUGACAGUCUGCCAACUUGGAGACUGUGGGGCGAGGAGCGCACCCCAGGAGCUGUUUUCACCGUUUACCUCAAGAAAGUGCGAUACCACAGUCCAAAUAAAAGUGUUUCGGAACAGGAAGACAACAUUUCUCAUCUAGAAUGGGAGACCGUCAGGGUGCGAUUAGUCAAGGCUGCUACCCUUGUCAAACUGGUCGAAUGCUUGGCCAGCGACGAGGGAGAACUCGAGACAACUUAUGUCAACAUUUUUCUAGCCACUUAUAGAUCAUUUAGCACAGCGUCGCAGGUGCUAGGGCUUUUGCUUGAUAGGUAUAAGUUACUUGCAAAUGACGGUGAUGAGGUGGAGCUGCCAGAUUUUUUAAGGCAACAACAUGUCAAAACUCUUAUACUGGCUCUGCAUGUGUGGCUUGACACCUACCCUGAAGACUUUGUCGAUCCUCCCAAGUUUCCAGCCUUGCAAAGGCUCGACGAAUUCUGCAAGGAAAACGUUCCUGAAUCUGAAUUAGCAAUUAGAGUUAGACACCGCCUAGAGAAGCUCUUACAAGCAGAUGUUGGUGAAAGAAGUGCAAGGGUGCCGACGGCCAUGCCUGUCGACAACGGUGACACGGUCCACGAAGUUGUCGUUGAUGCCACCAAAGUGACUGACCUCUCUGAGUACAAAUUCCCAAACAUAAACGAAGUCCACUUUGCUGAGCAGCUCACCUGCAUGGACAUGGACCUGUUUACCCGACUAGUGCCGCACCAAUGUCUUGGCUCGGUUUGGGCCAGGCGCGGAGAAAAGCCUGGUGCCGUCGGCGGGCUGGCUGGAGGAGCUGCUGGAUCUGUUUUAGCCACUGUGAACCAAUUCAACGCAGUGUCUUUGAGAGUGAUCAGCACAACGUUAAAGCAAUCAUUGCCAGAUCGAACUCUCAUCAUCUCAACGUGGAUUAAAAUUGCUCAGGAACUUCGAGUAUUGAAAAACUUCUCUUCGCUGAAGGCGAUUGUGUCGGGUCUGCAGUCCAACCCUAUCCACCGUUUGAAACGGUCUUGGGCGGGACUGGACAAGGACACGUACCAGUUGUUCUCAGAGCUGGCUAGGAUAUUCAGUGAAGAGAACAACCAGUUUGCUCAACGGGAGCUGCUUAUGCGGGAGGGAACUGCCAAAUUCGCCAACACAGUAGGAACCAACGAUAGGCAAUUGCAAAAAGCCAUUCAACGACAAUUGAAUCAAAGCGGGACCAUUAGCCAUGGCACCAUACCAUACUUAGGAACUUUUUUGACCGACCUCACAAUGAUCGACACAGCCAUCCCCGACUUUGUGGGCGAAGAAAAACUGAUCAAUUUUGACAAGAGGCGGAAAGAGUUUGAAAUCCUAGCUCAGAUUAAAUUGUUGCAAAGUGCAGCGAACGGAUACUCAUUCAAGCUGGACCGCAAAUUUGAAGAGUGGUUCAACGCAAUUCCCGUUCUAGACGACAAAGAAGCGUACGAUCUCUCCUGCCAGCUUGAGCCGCACGUACCCAGUAAUACUCUCAGCAGUGUUGAAUCGGCAAAAUCUAAAAAGAGUUUUUUUAGAUUUCCAAGGUCAUUGAGCAUCGGUUUUUUGCAAGGCCACAAGAAGAAUGACUCAGUUGCCAGCACAAACUCUGGAAGCAGUUCUAGCAGUUUCUACCUCCCCACCAGUCACGAAACAUCCUGGCGGUCAUCUCGAGGGCUCUCGCCCUCUCCACUUUCAUCUAAAUCGAGCUCCACCUCAUCUCUGGUCUCUCUGGACGUCUCCUUGGGCAGUACGGCGACGAGCGGCAGCAACGCCAAGUUGCAGCAGUCCAUCGACAGUGCGAGCACCACUAUGGAGCCUGAGUUCUAUGUGAUCAAAGUGACCACGGACUGUCAGGGCCACGCCAAGGAUGGCCAGGUCAUGUACAAAAGCAUCAUGCUGAGCAACAACGACCGCACCCACCAGGUGGUCAGGCAGGCCAUGCUCAAGCUUGGACUCGAAGGCCGACCUGAGGACUACACUUUUGCACAAGUCUUAUCACAUAAAGAAUUGCUGCUACCGAACGACGCGAAUGUUUUCUACGCAGUGAACACCGCUCAUGACUUGAACUUCAUUGUCCGGAGAGCCAAGAAAUUGUAGCUUACGAAACUGGAUGUCUGCUUUGAAUGUAUUUAUUUAUUUGCCUGACUAUAGUUUUCAACUACUCUGAAUGUGAAUAUUAUUUGUGUGGACACCAAGUGCAAUUACAGAACAAAUUAUACAUAAUAUAUAUUGAUGCGAGAAUUAUGAAUUCUUAGAGUGCAAUUAUCAUGAUUAAUAUCGGACUCACAUUAUAUUAUACUUAACAUGCAUUCCACUGAUAUUUUAACGAUGAUAUACUUUCAAUGUCGCAAAAUGAGAUAUCUUAAUUUGAGUGUGAUAUAUUUUUGUGGACGAAUCUUUUUCGAUAAUUUAUAUUAUAUUACGUUGCCUUUUUAAACAUUUCCUCAAAACUGUUAAUUACUCAAAUAAAUUUUAUUUGCAUUAAAGCUUCUAGAAAUAA
Messenger RNA from Cloeon dipterum, 2949 nucleotides. It is a transcript of the gene Rgl, whose product is annotated as Ral guanine nucleotide dissociation stimulator-like. The record is from RefSeq and is a predicted model, not a curated record. The transcript has 15 exons. Lineage: Eukaryota; Metazoa; Arthropoda; Insecta; Ephemeroptera; Baetidae. Gene Ontology annotation, cellular component: plasma membrane. Bases 420 to 2546 code for a protein of 708 amino acids. Gene Ontology annotation, molecular function: guanyl-nucleotide exchange factor activity. Gene Ontology annotation, biological process: positive regulation of GTPase activity; Ras protein signal transduction.